Messenger RNA from Coregonus sp. 'balchen', 15501 nucleotides. The record is from the annotation of a GenBank genome assembly. NCBI's taxonomy places the organism in Eukaryota, Metazoa, Chordata, Actinopteri, Salmoniformes, Salmonidae.
UCAGUAAGCUACAAGAAAAACAUCAGAAGUCAAGUCAAGUCUUUAAAUGACUUGUCCUGCAGUAGUUAGGUACAUCCAGCACUUUGUCUGCCUUUUAUCAGAUCUCAAAUCAGAUACACACUUGAACCCAGGACCUGUCGUCCUCAAAGUGCGUCGCCGGGAACUCUGGAGUGGACGAGCCUUUGAUAAAGCUGUCAGAUUUUAGAGGGACAUAAAACUUGUUAUAGGCGCUCUAUCUCUGCACUUAUCUGUUGUCAAAAACGAGCCAUACAAUGGAUUUCUCAUUCUGCCUCCUAAUAUGUCUUCUGAGUGCUAUCACUCUGUUCAAUCAAAGGUGAGUUGAGAAGUUUCAUUUACUUUAAUAUUUUACCUGAACAUUUAUUUGAAUAGUAGCUGGAUGCAUUUUACUUUUACUGAUGUAGUUAUUCAUCUUCAAGAUUUACUCAUAAAUUAAUAAAAUAAAUAAUUGUGACAGUGUUUAUAUAAAGUUUGUAUCACAAGUAUUUAUAUAGUUGCUACAUUAUUCAGGUGUGUUUUAAUGACAUAACCUAGCUACAGUUAACCCAGUCUUGUCUAUGUUGGCAUUCAGGUUCAUUGUAGGCAUUGCUCUUGUAUGCAAAUCAUAUUGUGCAAUUAUAGCACUGUACAAUAAAUAACUCAAAAUAAUUUUUAAGUUUGCAAAUCCUGUUAGUCCAACAUUAGAGGGGUUCAGUUGGUUAUAAUCGCAUAAUAAGUAUAAUAUUGCAGAUAAAACAGGCUUUGUUCCAUGUUGGGUCAGUGUAGGUAGAUACUUUGGAUACUGUAAUAACCCAAAAUUGAAUGAAAGGGUUAUACCAUUUUUAUUUAUGCAUACCUGUUUAAUGAUCAGGAUGCUGUACCACAGAUAGACUACAUUUCAAUCAUAAUGGACAUAAAUGUUCCCAAGUACUUUUCUAGGAUUAUUUAUUGACUUGAAAAGUUAUCCCACACUUGUGGGAUGUGUUUAUUUUUUAUUCUUGCCAACAUGUCGUUCCAUCCUCUGUUGUGACAUGCCCCUUCAUUCAAUACCAGAUUACAAGAUUUAAAGUUUGAUGUCAUAGAGUGCUUUGAGACAUGGUAAAAUGAGUUGUAAAAAUGCAAUCUGUUAUUUUACAUAUACAUGUUUCAUUGGUCAAUACUAUGAUUACAGUAACAACUCAGCAAAUAUGAAUGAUUGCACAAAUGGAAUUUGAUGUAAUGAACUUCAUGAGAUUGCCUUUGUGUGUUUGUGUGUGUGUGUGUGAGUGAGUGAGUGAGUGAGUGUGUGUGUGUGUGUGUGUGUGUGUGUAUGUGUGUGUGUGUGCGUACUUGUGUGUGUGUGUGUGUGUAUGUGUGUGUGUGUGUGCACAUGUGUGUGUGUGUGUGUGCACAUGUGUGUGUGUGCAGGAGCCAAUAUUAUUUAAGAAUGCAUAACAAAAUAAUAAUAAAACAAUUAUUUUUCAUUUCCUCAAUGUACAAUGUACCACUUUCAGAUCUUCAACCACUUCAUGAGUCAAUACUGUCAGAAACAAUUUACAGCCAUAAACUCUCAGAAGUGUAAUACUGUAAAACACCUGACUCCUGUCUUGUGAAUGACUGUUGUUACACAUUAUUUACAUGGCACAGAAGUAUCAAUCAUGUACUACAGUACAGGCACACCUUAACAUUAAAUCUUCUGUGUUCCAGGGUAGAUUCCAACGAGAUUCUAGGGCUGAAAAUCCCUAAUAUUGACCCCAUUCUCAACGCCAACACUGUGUGCUUGACCCUGCCUGGACUGAACCGCAGACAACUGGAGGUGUGCAUGAGAAACCCAGACGUCACCGCCUCGGCCAUCCAAGGGAUCCAGAUCGCCAUCCAUGAGUGCCAGCACCAGUUCAGAGGACACAGGUGGAAUUGCUCCAGCCUGGAGACCAGGAACAAGAUCCCAUACGAUAGUGUGGUUUUCAAACGAGGUGAGUCACCUUACAGAAAGUACGGGAAAGGGAACCCCCUUAGUUAAAAAGGGUGCUUCUGAUUACCACGUCUGCAUCCCAAAUGGCACCCUAUUGUCUAUAUAAUGCCCUUCUUGUCAAAAGUAUUGCACUAUAAAAGGAAUAGGGUACCAUUUGGGACAUAUACCACAGGUCCCCUUUACUCAUCCACUUCACACACUGACUCAUAAAGCUGUUUGUCAUUAUUAUUAUUAUUGGAGGAGUUGUUGGUUUUCUGGCAUUUGGUUAUGGAUGGGUAUGUUUUGUCUGAGGCAUAGAAACUCUAAAUGAUAGAUAUAAACAACCACUUUUAAAUGAGGUGAUUCAUCCGCUAAGAAAUGAAUACUGAAUUAAUAUUUUGUUACAUAGUUGCAGUACAUUAAAAUAUAUUUUCUUGUACUACGUUUUAUUUGAACUGGGCACCAACAAACAUACAGUAAGUACAGUAUCCCAACGGCAGAAAUAUAGCUAUUAAGCUAAUGUGAGUCUUUGUUUAUUUAGAAGCUUUUAUGAGUGGGUUUUACACAUGCAGCAUAUUAUGCAUGCCCUAUCUAAUUGUUUGUUUGGAUAUCUAAUUUUACUACAGGAAACGAAUGUCAUAUCCUCUUUACAUGAAACAUAUAUCUGCCUGUUUAUUUAUUCUGACAUACUUUAUGGGGCCAUAUUUCUACAUUAACCUGAAUUAAAGCUAAGCUAAAAAGCCAGUGAGACACAUAAAGUGAGCCUUCUCGAGGCCUGGCUAAUGCUUUUACUCUCUGCCAGUGCAAGUGCUGUGAAUUUGCUCUCAGCACUUUCCCAACUCUCAGUGGCAAUACAUAAACCUGUUUAGUUGGUUUCUGUAAGACAAAGUGACAGUUUUCUUUAAUCUUUAAUUAAUUUUCCCACUUCCUCAGCCAUCAGUUCAGCCGGGCGUGCCUCUUUUAAAUUAUUUGUUAGACUGAUUUGUUCCAGGUCUUUCGCCUCAGCCUGCUUGGGAGGAAAUCUAAAACAGCAUUUUCAUGUCUGUGUCUCUGGACUGCAUCUAAGUGCUGUCCUCCGUCCCCCAUGGAAUCAUGGCAAGAUGGAGAGGGAGAAAAACGACUCUGUGUCUGUGUGCCUUCAUGCGUGUGUACAUGUGUGUACGUGCGUGUGAGUGAAAAGGGGAUGAUCAAUGAAACAUCAUCGACUAUAUGUUAUCUAUCCUCUAAACCAGUGUUUCCCAAACUAGGGGUCACAACCUGAUUUGAAAAUGAGGUCGCGAGAGAAAGUCUUGAAAAAAAUAAAAUAAUGCUUGGUUCAUAGAGCCGGGGUUACAUCAGUAACCUCCGGUAGCCGCUAGAUGCGGUUGUAAUAAACAGAGCGGUUUCUGUUUUCUUCCUACAAAUGUGGCUCUAUCUUUUGAAUGGUUUAACCUUUUACUGUAGUGGGCUAAAUCAGGGCCACACAGAGUGAUUCUUGGUAGUCUUAAACAAAUCCACUUUGAAACAAAAGUAUACACCUCACACACAUGGUUAUGGGCUUAAAAAACAGAAGACACCUAUACCAUGUCAGAUAUAGAGUUGAAAUGUAUUCAAUUCUUUGUUUGCAUCCCAAUAUUACACGUUAUAUACAUCAUAAAAUACUGAAAUAUAACAAAACUGUUUGUCGUAAAAAGAUAAAUAAAUCUUUAUUCAUUAUUCAUUAUGAAAAAUAUGAAUAACAUUCCACCCAUGAGGCCAAAGAGGGUGCUUUUGGUAAUUGACUGCAGAAAAGAGCUACGAUCCAAAAUAUUAUGACCCCAUUACUGAAAGAACACUCUCUGUUUCCCUCUACAAUGCCAACAAACCAAUGAUGAUGUUCUUUUUUACACAGAAGAUCAUACAAAAUUAUUGCCUGAAUACUUCCCAGUACCUUUCUGAUGCAUUUAAAUACUGUCAAAAGUACAGUCAGACUGAUUUGUAAUAGACUGUCAUAGCCCCAAUUAAAAAAGUAAACAUCGGUCGUUGAUUACAUCACUUUUUUUACAUGGUGGGGUUGGCCAUUUUUUUAUAGAUAAAAAUGGGGUCGCGGCCCAAAAACGUUUUGGAACCCCUGCCUAAACCCUUUGGAUGCUUUUCUUUCAGGCAUGGUAGCAUUUUUUCUGAAUAUGUUUUCUGUAUAGUGCAAAUUCCAGACAUUACUGGUUCACACCUGAUUGAACAGUGCAGUUUUUCAUUAGUCAUGUGCUCCAUCUAAGGUAGACAAAAAAGGGGACAUUCGUGAUGCAGCUUUCAAAGGUCUAAUGAAUCAAGCUAAAAUCUGCAUUGAACUGGGGUCAUGGCCAGUUUAGGACUUGGGUGUGAGCAUAUCUUUAUUUAAAUGUUUUUUUGGUACUUUUUACUUUUUUUCCCCAAUUCGUAGUUACAGUCUUGUCUCAUCGCUGCAACUCCCGUACAGACUCGGAAGAGGCGAAGGUCGAGAGCCAUGCAUCCUCCGAAACACGACCCUGCCAAGCCGCACUGCUCGCUUAACCCGGAAGCCAGCCGCACCAAUGUGUCGGAGGAAACACUGUCCAACUGGCGACCGAAGUCAGCGUGCAUGCGCCCGGCCCGCCACAAGGAGUCACUAGAGCGCGAUGGGACAAGGACAUCCCGGCCGGCCAAACCCUCCCCUAACCUGGACGACGCUGGGCCAAUUGUGUGCCGCCUCAUGGGUCUCCCGGUCGCGGCUGGCUGCGACACAGCCCAGGAUCGAACCCGGGUCUGUAGUGACGCCUCAAGCACUGCAAUGCAGUGCCUUAGACCGCUGCGCCACUCGGGAGGCCGGACUGAGCAUCUCUACAAUAGUGACAGAUAGGGCUGUUUGGCUGUAGGAUUUCCAAUCAAACUGUAAGCUUUAAAGGGGAAAUCAGCUGUUGAAUCACAAAUCGGUUUCCCCGCCCCUGUUUCGGUAAAAAGCUGAAGGUUGGGUCUGGAGAAAUGCAACCACUCUCAAGUUCAUAGACAGAGCUAUGGAUGCAAGAACUGACCAUCCAUGAUAUAAAAAAUUAUAGUUUUAACCAUGUUUUGAGGCUAUAGUGUUAGUUUACAUUUAUUUGUUUACUAACAUUGGAGCAAAACAAGCCUAUACUUUGGGUUCUGAUCGGGUAUGACAGUUUAAUUAAGCUUAUGAGGCAGUAAUAAGUUAUAUUAUUCAAGAAUCAAUGGGUACAUAUCAUUAAAUUAUAAGUCUAAAAAUGGAUGUCUCAACUGCGGAUUGCCCCUUUAAAGUCUUGAACUUAACAAGUUAUUUGACAUAUUCUAAACAUGUUUGUUUAAUAACACAACAUUUCUCUUCAGUAAGUUAUUCUGAGAAGGGAUGGUUUUAAAGGAACUCGGGGAGUCAUGGUUACAGGCUAUUAAGUCUGACCGGCACUAAGAAGAGUACAAUAUAGACAGAUACUCUGUAUGUUACCCCGUUACCCUAGAAAUGGGGAGCACUGGACAGAGAAAGUCUAGGCCCAUUAACUUGGUGUAACAAUGUUAAGAUUCUCUAGCACAACUGGAGAAAAACCCUCAGAAUCGCCUUACACACGUGUGGAUCCACUGUCAAAGAUGUGUCAAAUAUGACAUAUAUAUAUACAGUAUGUGGGACAGGCCCUGCCCUAGGCAUAAGCGACAUUGCCUAGUUACAGUUUUGACUUAAAUCGGCUUGGAAAUCUAUGGCAAGACUUUAAAAUGGCUGUCUAGCAAUUAUCAACAACCAACUUGACAGAGCUUGACAUUUUUUUUAACGAAUAAUGUGCAAAUAAUGUGCAAAUAUUGUACAAUCCAGGUGUGCAAAGCUCUUAGAGAUUUAGCUAGAAAGACUUACAUCUGUAAUCGCUAUUUCAAAUUCAAUAAAUGUGCAAAAAUUCUAAAAACAUUUAUUAACUUUGUCAUUAUGGGGUAUUGUGUGUAGAUGGGUGCGAAAAAAAAAAAAAAUAUAUUGAAUCCAUUUUGAAUUCAGCCUGUAACAACAAAAUGUGGAAUAAGUCAAGGGGUAUGAAUACUUUCUGAAGGCACUGUAUGAGUAUUUACAAUCCCCUUCUCCAAAUGGAUGACUAAUUUACCUAGCUCUUAUGAAUAGCUCUUAUCAAUGUAUAAAUUACAGUGUAUGGAGAAUGCUGUUAUUUCAAGGUCAGAAUACGGUGUAUCUGUAGACACACCUCUGCCACACCUUCAUUUAUUUGAUCUCCACCCUGAACGAAUUGCGGUUGAAUAGCAUGCUAUUCUCAUGCUUAGGUUCAAGGUCAGAAUAUGCACAGAGAGAAAAAUGCAUAAAAAGGGAAUUGCCUUCCAUUUACCCGCACUUAACUUGAGUCGUAAUUCCCCCCCAUGUGAAUAGGCAGGCAGAUCAAACGGCUGACAACAGUAGCCAGGCUAAUUGUAAACAUGCUGGAGAGCUCAAUAAAGGGAGAGCUUUAAAGGGGAUUAACAAUACGGUGCUCAUGUCUUCUGCACCACCAUCGGCCACUUCCAUCCCUGCUUAUGAUCACUGUCAGAUCCUUGUGUUGAAAGGAUGGUGGAUGGUGGGGGUCUGUUCACUUUCAGCCCCUGAGCCUGGAGACAUGCAAGUGUUUGGGCUUAAUUACUAUUGUCCCAGAUGUUUCUCUGCCUCUGUUGUGUUGUGAGGCACGGUGGGGGUUUAUACUGGUACUGCAGUCUAUCUCAUCAACCCAUCAGGACUCAUUGGACUUCUCCUCAGCUCAACAGAUACUCAUCUACUGCACUGUACUGUAUAUGCAGUAGGAAUCAAAAGGUGUACAGCAGGAUUUCGAUCUUAAACAUGUCCCGUCCCGCCCCCCCCCCCCCCCCCCCCCCCAGGUUUCCGUGAGAGUGCCUUUGCAUACGCCAUCGCAGCGGCGGGCGUGGUCCACGCCGUGUCCAACGCCUGCUCCAUGGGGAAGCUGAAGGCGUGCGGCUGUGACGAGAAGCGGAGAGGCGACGAGGAGGCCUUCCGCAUCAAACUGAACCGGCUGCAGCUGGAGGCCAUCCACCGCGGGAAGGGCAUGGUGCACGGUGUCAUGGAGCACUUCCCUGCAGACCUGCCCGGGCCUCAGGACUCCUGGGAGUGGGGAGGCUGCAGCCCCGAUGUGGACUUUGGGGAGAAGUUCUCUCGGGACUUCCUGGAUUCGCGUGAGACCUACAAGGACAUCCAUGCCAGGAUGAGGCUCCACAACAACAGAGUUGGCAGGCAGGUGAGAGGAGGCGUUUCAGCUACUGAAGUGGGCUGUUUGGGGGUGGUGGGUGGGGGGAGUUAUGACUGUGCAGAGGGGUACAGCUCUCUUCUCUCUAAAGAAAAUACUAUUUGAGAAGGUCCGGUCACACAAAGGUGGCAAGGUCCGGUGGCAAGGUCCGAAUGCGUAGUAACAAAACCCCACCUCGCAACCGAUGCGAUCCCAAACUGUUCAAACUGUUCACACCCCUCUUGUUGGCAGAGAGAACAUUUCCUGCAAUUCUACACAUUUUGCCAUGUCUUAUGUGGGUUCAUAUGAUACCAGGGGUCGAAGCCCGACUGAGUUCAAAUGUUUUAUUUAUUUUUUAGUUGGGAUCCGCGGUCCGUAUUGACCCCGUUCUCUGGGUCCGGAUCCAGCCUGUGGUCCACCUGUUGAGAAUGGGGACUUAGUGUGUGGGGGCCCAUAGGGCUAUGGUCAAAAGCAGUGCACUUAGAUCGCCAUUUGGGACACAUUCUUAGUUCACUGAGGAGUUUUUUAUGGAAAAGACACAUUAAUGCAGGUACAAAAUGAAAGGAUUACGACUCGAGUCCUAAUGAUAACGUCAUUUUGAGGCACACGCUCUGAUUUUAUCGGCUCAGUGUCAGUAGUGACCUAUCAAAUACAGAUUACUCACUGAUUUCUCCACAUGAUGCAAUUGCCUUGCAUGUGUGGUCUCUUUGAGUCAGGCUUCCUCUCUCACUUAGUUUGUAAUCAGGCUGUUGUAGCAAUACAAUAACAACCAUGGAAGCAGCUGAAUAUGUUGUUUGAAAGUACUCAUAGUUUUAGUAUGGUUUAUCAGAUAUCAAUAUAGGAAAUCGUUAAUGGAUUGAUAUGAAAUAAAUGUCAUAGCUGACAUUUAUUGGCAAAGUUGGUGUCGUCACCACCCCUCACCAUAUACAUUUUCCUAUCAUUAUUACAUUUCAAAGCAAGAUGCCUCCUUAUGCUUUUUGUGGAUGUCAUAGCCAGAACUCCUGUCCAAGCAACUGUGAUCUUGCAAUUUUGUCACGCCCUGGCUCUGGGGACUCUCGUAUGUUGAGCCAGGGUGUUAAUUUCUAGGUUUUGUAAUUCUAUGUUGGCCAGGGUGGCUCCCAAUCAGAGACGGCUGUAGCUCGUUGUCUCUGAUUGGGAGCCAUACUUAGGUAGCCGUUAGGCAUUCAUUUGGUGUGGUUUCUUGUUCCGUGUUGGUUGGUGUAUGUAACCAGGGACGUCACGUUAUCGUUUUGUUGUUUUGUUCGUGUGAUCAUUAUUUAAUAAAUAUGUUCGCAUUCCACGCUGCGCCUUGGUCCUCUGUUCCCGACGAUCGUGACAAAUUUAUGCAUGCUCAAUUUAAUCUACUUAUGUGUUCCUAUGGGCAGUGUAGCAUUUGGCUAAUAAAGAAGCUUGGUUAUGAUGGCCAUAAAGCAGUGGUCUGGAAUUCGAACGUAAACAUCAACAAUUUCCUUCUAAAAAAACAUGGUUAUCCUUAACUGUAGUUUUCUUUGGUUGAUGUUAUGAUACCAUAGGUGAUCAAUUGAAUAACAUUAGUAUGGUAUUCCAUGGGUAUUUUCCCAGCAUAUAGUUGAUUUCAUGGACAGAUGCUUGAGGUUGCCAUGGUAUUAUUAAAUGACAGCGAUAAGUUAUGGUUGCUCCCAGGCAGCACUGUUGCCAUACACAAAAGGAGCAGUAAAUUUCACAUUGUUCGACGCUUCCUCCUGAGUAAUUUGGUCUUGAAUCUUUUCAUCCGUUUACUUCUGGUUUCCUUGAUUAUUCAGACAAAACACAAAUGUGGAGUUACUCAGCCAAGGAGCGUGAGAGAAAGAGUGAGAGAGAGAGAGAGAGAGAGAGAGAGAGAGAGAGAGAGAGAGAGAGAGAGAGAGAGAGAGAGAGAGAGAGAGAGAGACUCAGAUGAUUGUCCUGAUUUUCAUGUGCAGCAGGGCCGGCAAUAAAGCCAUGCUCUGCCCUACACAGUGACCCAUUAUUGUGUCCAUAGCAUAGGUACAAUGAGCCAUGAAAUGAUUUGCUUCUUGGCCAGUGAUAUACUGUAAAAUCAGAUGACAUACAUUGAAAAAACUAAUAUCAUUUCCAAAUCAACAGUCAGUUUAAUUUAAUUAAGAAUUUCAGAGUUUCUAUGUUAUGUACUAUGAGGCUACUGUUGUUAGUUGGAUGACAAGACCGAUGAUAUAUGAUCAGUGUUACACCCCUUUGUUUUAGGAAGUUGCACUGUUAUGACAAAAAUAUAUCAACAUUGGGAAGAUAGAGAGGCGUAGCUAGCUACUGACUUUUGAUCUAUUUGACAAUCAGGGUGAUAAGUUGCAGGGAAGAUUCAUAGUUUGGGGACAUUGAAGCUCUGUUUUUGACAAGAGGCCUAUUUGGCAACAAUAGCUGGUUGUGCUAGAAAAGUACCUGCUGCUACUGGGAAAUGCUUUGAAACUGUCAAAACUGCUUUUGGAGACAGCUUCUUGAAGGAGAGCCAAGAAAACCGGAACUAUUAACAUACACAUUGGUUGAAACAAAAGCUAUCCAAGUUGAUAUCCAAGAACGCUGUCCAACAGUUGCACUUUGUAAUUAACAGGAAGAUUAUCAUAAAAUGUAUUUCAGUAUGGCUCAAUUACAUAUUGCUGGAAUUUAUAUGCAGUUUAUUGUGAACAGUUUUAACGAACUUAAUGUACAUUAUCUGACCUGUGUUUUGACACAGAUUUUGACCAGAGUUGCAUUCAAAGCUGCAGAGUCGGUGCAUCUGCUAGUCGUCUCUCAGAUCAGGUUACACAAUGCUCUGGGUAUGUGGAGUGCAGUUCUCUUAGCACACCUCAUACAUCAAUGCUUUAAUAUGUUCUAAGCUGGGAGAAGAAAACAAUUGAAGGUACAAAUGAAAUAUACUAAAGCAGACAUCAGAGGUACAGUAUGACUCAUGGAGUUAUGCAUCGUUAGAAGAACACAGCCAGAGCAGCACCUUGACAACUUCAAACAGAGCAGAAAGCCCCCCCCCCAAAUCAAAAUGAAAACACUGACAGGUGAGGUCUCAAAUAAUACCUCCUCCCUCCCCCACCUCCCCCAACCCCUCCCCAUAAAAAGGAGCUGUCUUUUGUAGAGGAAUGUGGCGGUUUUAGUGGGGUAUACAUGUCGCCUCAUGCCCACCCUCUGGUUGUCACAACGUUCAGUCUUGUUAAAAGCUCUAAUUAGUGGCUGUUGGCUCUUUGGAAACAGAUGUUUAAACCCAGCAAAAGAUUUUAGACAUCAAACACGGCGGAAAGUAAAAAGAGAUUCGCCCUUCCUUCCCCCCAAAUACAAAUUUCAGAGAAGUUUAUCAGUCAUAGAAAAAGGGAUAUUUUUUUACCAAAGCACAUCCCUCUCAUUACGACUAUUUUCUCUGCAUUAAUUCUAAGCAAAUGUUUAGUAAAAUGUACUGUGCAGCAGUGUGUUGUGUAUAAUUAUGUGAUGAUUGAUCGGAACAUGGUUUUCGAGGUUACAGUGGCUGUCGAUAACAUGGAAACAUUUGCAAGGGUAGUAAAUUCCUUUCGCUAACAUUUUCAUUGGAAUUACUCAAUUUGACCUGCACAGCCACAACAAAUGCUGGCAUUAUUUCACAUAGCAUGUCUGUUUUCCCAGCUACGAGCAAUGUGCCUGGAUAGUAGAUAUUAGCUCUCUGCUUUUAUGUUGUAUAUUUUGAUUAAUGAGGUCUCUCUCUCUCAUAUGUAGCAGAGCUUAUUACACAUUGACUGUGCCUUGUGACCAGUUGGUCUUUAUAAAGUCUUUAUGGUGGCCUGUUGGAUCUCCAUUAGAGGUGUAUAGCAUCUAAGGAGAGGGAGCAUUCCAUUGGGCCAACAGUGGAUCAGUUUCACCACCAUGGUCUAGGCUCUCACAGGGGCACAACCAAAACAAAUGCUCAAUACUGUUUAAGGCACAGCAUGUGGAAGCUAUCGAUGUAAUAACAUUUUAUUAGAAGGCCCAAAUUGGAUCUGUGAAUGUUGUGUACAAUUAACUGAGAGUAAUACUCCACGUGAUUGUUGUGUAGCGGACGGUUCUCAUUAGGUUGUUACUUUAUGAUGAAAUGAUUGUUCAGUGUCAGUUAUUGUGUGGCCUCGUUUUAAUAAUUAUUUGAUGACGUGUUUGAAUUACUUACUUGAUGCUGAAAGUUAAUGUGUUGUGGGUUUGUUUAUAUUCUUUGAAAUCUUGGCUUUGUGUCCCUUUAUGGUUGUUAUUACAUGUCUUUGAAAUGAACUACAUAAAGCAGUGUACAAUGUUACUUUGUUUGUAGAAACGGACGUUUGAGAUUCCAGGACAGAUAUAUCUCCCAUAAAUAUCUAAGUUGUAACCCACAGAAUGUAGCAAACUUCAUAACUUAACGUCAUAUUUGCUAAACAUUGAGUCAUUAUAGUACUCUAAAUCUCAUUAAAGAUAGACAACAUACCAGUAACAAUCCACAAACAAGACAGUCAACAGAAGUAAUUUAGGCCAUAACAUUUUAAUAGACUAUUCAAUAAAAAAAAUUAUGACACAAUAAGGAUGAUAGGAAUAGGGGAUUAAGCACGUUGACAAUAUUAAACAGACACACUAUUUGAUAGAGGAAGGAACAUGGUUUGCGUCCCAAACGGCACCCUAUUCCCUAUAUAGUGCACUAAAUAGGGAAUAGGAUGCCGUUUGGGACUCAGGCAUAGCAAAGCGUUUAAGUGCUCUGUACACCAUGUAAUACCUAGUAUUGCCUGUGGUCCUAAUCUGCUACCAAUAUGUCUUAUUUGAUCUCAGUCUGGGGCUGGUUUAUAGAGGAGUCUGUCUCACUCUUCCCCAAUUAAAACAGCCCAGAUGUGUGUUUUUAACGGUGGUCUGCCAAUGAAUUUGAGGGCAAUUUUUUUUCCUUUGCAUAACUACAGUGUUAGUUUAUAAGACCUACAUAUGUAGUCCACAGUUUUCAUUGAGACUGACAGUCAAAGGCCUGAGACAGAGGCCUUUGGAGGAUAUGACCAUGUGUAGUUAAACAUGAACGUCUCCUCAUACAUUAUAAGAGGGCAUUCAAAUCGAGACGAUACACUAGAAAAAAAAAAGGUUUCUUCGGCUGACCCCACGGGAGAACCCUUUGAAGAAUCCUUUUGGGUUCCGUGUAGAACCUAAUAUGGAAAGGAUUCUAAAAGGGUUUCUUUAAAGGGUUCUCCCAUGGGGACAGCCAAAGAAUCCUUGUAUGCAGUUUUCUUCUAAGAUGAUACUGUUGUAAUACCGAGGUACCAGCCUAAAUAUUGUAAGUAUUGUUUGUUUAUAUCACCGUUUAUUUCCUUGUCCAUGUUGCUGGGGACAUCUGACAGUUACCAUGUAUAAUAUGCUUUGUAAACAUGAUGGAGUAUUGUGUGAAUACACCAUAGAGUGAGACCUGUACAAGACAGGCAGUAUUAGCUGUGUAAUGAGACCAUUGUUAGGCUAUGGUUGCAUUAUACUAUAUACUGUAUAUCCCAUAGGCCAUAGGGCUCUGGUCAAAAGUAGUGCACUAUAUAGGGAAUAGGGCGCCGUUUGGGACGUGGCCUAUGAGAUGCUAAUCACUGGAUGGCAGACACAGACAUGAGCAUCAGAUAGUUCCUGUACUCUGCUCUCUGUUCUCCCUCCAGGCCUGUCUAGCCUCUGGGCCUAUGAGUGAGAUUCUAAAACCCAGUCAGUUCCGCUUCCAAAAGGGCACCAUAAAUCACUGCCAUAUCAGCGUCUCUCGUCAGUCAGUCACUUCCAGGAGAGCUCAGCUCGGCAGCGGCUCAAACACUCUUCCUCCCAGUGCCACAGGCACACCCACGUCGACUCAGCUCAUGCCCCCAGGUGCACCCUGGGACACGGCGUGGAGGAAAGGGAACAAUCUUCCUGAUCUGAUCAUCAUCACCGCACUCAUGUCAGACCGGGCCACUUAUGGUAAGAGCAGGCAGGUCCCAUUUCCUAAACUGUGACAGCUCUGAGGUUUUAUGCCUGUUUUGGUUUCAGUCAUCUCUCGUUUGAGUGUGUCAUUUUUGUGUCCCACACUUACAGGCUUCAGGAUAUUGCUUCAUCCAGUUUUUUUGAUAGUAAAUAAACGUACUAGUUAGACAGUUGAUUAUGAGAAUUAAUGAAAACAACUACAGUAAGGAUACAAUUAGACCGGCCAGUUCAGUGUGUAUCUAAAGGGUUAAGUGGGUUACUGUUGUGUAAUUACAGGGUGUAUAUAUAGCCAGAAGGAUACAGUUCAGGGAAGUAACUUGGUCUGAUGUAAAAACGAAGCUUAAAAGGCCUGAAAGUAUUUCCCCAGGUUUGUGAUGGUGGUCUGAUUGGGCUGUGAUCGAUAGUUGUUAGCUUUGGCCCCAGUGAGAUCAAGAGUGUUGUUUCUCUUUCCCUAUCAUUACUAAUGGAUGACUCAAGUGGGUCCAUUUAUCACUCUCCCACUCUACUCAUUCACACAGAAUAACACUUUCUCUCUAUUCAAUGGGAACACCUACGAGAGGCCCUGAAAUGGAAACCCACAGCACGCAAACCCAAGCCUUAAAGAAUUCAUGCUCCUCCACAAAGUAUAUCUUCUUUUGGCAAAUGUUCAAAAUGACCUUUAGUCUUAGAGUGGCUACGACGAUCCCUUGGCUCAAACCAUCAGAAGGCUCUGUUUAAUGGAUCAGAACACAGCUGAAUAAUAGAGUGGAUUUCGACUCGUUUUUACCAAGGGAAAACACGUUUCAGGGUCUCCUCGCUCUUCAUCAGAUGCUAGCUCAAAACAAAGAAAGAGAAGCCAGCACAUGAAAUAGUGCAGUUUCAUCUCAGCUCGUUUUAUUUGUGACUCACUCACAUACUGUAGUAGUAGAAACUUAAUCCUUUAGCAUUCGACAGACUAAACUUGACUACUCUCAAAGUUUUCGAACGUCUUCGUGUGUGUGUGUCCCAGGGCAGCUGCGUAGAGGCCUAGGAGAGAGUAGAAUGUGGGAGUGCUGAAGGUGUGUGUUUGUGCUUGUGCUGUUGAUAGGGGUGUGUGUAGGAGCAUCUGUCAGUGCUGAGGGUGGCCCCUUUUCCUGUUGGUAAUUGGAUCUAAAAGUGUAUAACUCAGGCUGACAGAUGAGUGCAUUGUUGAGAAAAUGGGAGGUCUGGGAGUGUGGGAAGGACAUCCUCAUUCGGGAUGUGAACUUGGCAUUGUCUGAAAGAGCACUACUACAGUACAGCUUCGUCGAGUCAGUUAUUCCAGGCAAAACAUCUCAAUAGUAGGCUAGUGCUACCUACAUAUUUGUGAUGCCUGUAAUAAUUUUUAUGCCUAAUUAGUUACUCAGCAAUAUGAAGCAUACACACAUAGCCCAUGUUGGGAGUGGUGGCCAGGAUCAAGUGGAAGGGAGUUCCACCACCUUAGAGUGAGAAAUAGUUUAAAUGAAGUGUAUUUCUGUUGAACAUUACUGUAGAAAAGUUAAGCCAAUCAUUUUAGUGACAAUUAUAUGUGAUAAAUGUUAACAGUUGUGGAAUGAAAGAGGAGUCUAAUCACAGUCUAGUUGAUUUGCCUAAUUUGAUGAGUGAACAUGUGUCCUACUACAGGAUGGGAUGAAGGAGGAUGUUAACGUGCAGUUCCCUGUUCCCCUCUGUGCAGGUGGUGAUGGACCACAUGAGACGGAAAUGCAAAUGCCACGGGACAUCAGGAAGCUGCCAACUGAAGACCUGCUGGCAAGUCACACCGGAGUUCAGGGUGGUAGGCUCGCUGCUCAAGGAGCAUUUCCACAUAGCCACCCUCAUCAAAGCCCACAACAGGAACACAGGCCAGCUGGAGCACGCCCACCACCCCACACACAGACGCAGAUCCAACCUCAACGAGCUGGUCUACUUUGAGAAAUCCCCGGACUUCUGCGAGAGGGAUUUGCGGUCCGACUCGGCCGGAACGCAAGGGAGGAUCUGUAACAAGACGAGUCCAGAGAUGGACAACUGUGAAAGCCUCUGCUGCGGGCGAGGCCAUAACAUCUUACAGCAGACCCGCAGUGAACGAUGCAAUUGCAAGUUCCACUGGUGCUGUUACGUGGUCUGCGAAGAGUGUCGAAUAACAGAGUGGGUCAGUGUCUGCAAAUGAAGAAAUGCAGAAAUGCAAUAAUAUACCUUUUUUAAACAGGGAAAGACUGCAAUACACCCAUUCCCUUUGCAAUGGACUGCCAUUUCCAUUAGUAGAAUGGAACGCACGAAAACAAGACUGGAAUAUAGCCAGUUCAAAGAGGUGUACAAUCAGAGUGUGCACAGCAUGUGUCCAACCACCAUAGUUCAGAGCAUCUGGAGCUGCACUGCCUUUCAUCUCAGAAAGUGUUUUUAGAUUAAAGAUAGUGAAAUACUAUGGAUAAUAUUGAUAACUGAGCACUCAUGAAUUUAAACUAGGGUUCCGAAAAUGACAAAUAGCUGAUUUUUUUAUCUAUAGAUGUAAAACAACUGCCUGGG